This is a messenger RNA of Microplitis mediator, 2062 nucleotides long. RefSeq names its product ATP-binding cassette sub-family C member 5-like. Gene Ontology annotation, molecular function: ATPase-coupled transmembrane transporter activity; ATP hydrolysis activity; ATP binding. The transcript has 6 exons. The record is from RefSeq and is a predicted model, not a curated record. Bases 321 to 1778 code for a protein of 485 amino acids. Gene Ontology annotation, cellular component: membrane. Lineage: Eukaryota; Metazoa; Arthropoda; Insecta; Hymenoptera; Braconidae. Gene Ontology annotation, biological process: transmembrane transport.
UGGGCUUAUUUUCUAGCAGCAAUCUCGGUCAAGCGAAGUACAAAAUAAAUACAUACAUAUAUACAUAUACUUCUACUAUAGACAGACUGUCAUUGCUACUAUAGGGUAUCUUGUUACAUCGUACACUUAUAUAUACUUUUAAAAAUAUUUAAUUCAAUACGUUCAUUAAAGUCGAACAUAAACAACCAAAUUACAGACCGAUGACUCAGACAUCCUUUAACAGUAUAUUCAAAUAAUAAAUUCUUAUACAUCUUCAAUGUGAGCAAAAUUACUGAUACGCACAUUCAGGACGCUAUAAGUUUUAAAUCAAAGAAUCCAUUAUGAAUCUGUGUUCAAGUGCACCAUUGAAUAAUUUAAAUUCUUCAAAAGCCAUUAGUACGGUAGUUAAUUCAAAUAAUAAAAAUGAAAAUGUGUUCGACAAUGCAGAACAAUCGGUUAAUUUACAAAAUGGUGAUACAAAAAAAUUACCAGAUAAAUUAAAUCUAACAUCACUUAAAACUGAAGAUAUAAAAUAUGCUUCUUCAAAUGAGUUAAAAAUUCCACCAAAAAAGAACAGAUUAUCAUCAUCCGAAGGUGAUGUAUCAACUUUUUCAAAUCACGAUGCUAGAAAAAUCAGAUAUGCCACAAGAUUCAAAAUACCAACAAGUAAAUGUACAACUAAAAGUUCAAGUACAGAUAAAGAAAUAAAUUUACUGACUAACAAUAGUGACAGUUCUUCUAAUAACAGCACUUCUCCAUCACCAUCAACAACUGAUCUUCCUUUGAAUUCAGGAGAAAAUGUGCCGGCCAAGACUUUUGAUUUUAUUUUUGGUCAACCAAAAACUAACGAGGGAACUAAAAAAUUUACAUUCGAAUUAAAAACUGAUGAUCAAAAAAAGAAUGCUUUGUCAGAUGAAAAACCACUCGAUGAAGAUGAAUCGUUGAAUUUAAUCUUGAGAUGCAUUGAAAGUUUAAAUGUAAUUAUUUCUAAAGCACAAAAAUCUAAGGUGAUUGGAAUAUUUGAUAACUCAGAUCAGACUGACAAGAAUAUAAUUAAAUCUGCUUUAGUCCAGUUACGUUUGUCUCCUGAAAGAGCCUCAUGGAUUAAUAAAUGUGUGUUUGUCAACAAUCAAAUCCCAACUUCAGAUUUUGUUAUUAGAAAAAAUAUUAUUUGUACCAAUGGAUACGAUGCUCAACGUUAUCACGCAGCAAUUGCAUUAAGUUGUUUAAGGGAAGAUUUAAAAUCAUUUCCAAAUGGUGAUAAAACAGUAGUUGGAAAAACAAGCUUACAAUUGACUGAUGCACAAAAAGAAAAACUUGCUCUUGCAAGAGCGUUUUACGCAAAUAAAGACAUUUAUUUCUUAGACGAUAUAUUGAAUUCAAUCGAUAGCACUACUGGACAAACCAUAUUUGAAACUUCAAUUAAAGGAGCUUUAGAAGAUAAAAUUGUUAUUUUCAUUACACAAAAUCCAAUGUAUCUUAGUCGUUGUGAUGAAAUAUAUGUAAUGAAAAAUGGUCAAAUAAAUGCUCAAGGUAGUCAUGAAUCGUUAUUGCAAUCCAACGCGUUCUAUGCAUCUAAAAUGAACGUUACUGUUGACAAUAACUCUGCUCUAUUGCCGUAUGAUAAAUCUAGUUCUAUUGAAGAAGUUAGUAACCUUUCCUGUAUUUCUUUUUUCAAUACGAAAAUAUUUGGUACUAUUACUUUCUUCAUAAUCGUGAUAAUGAUUUGUUUAAUUCACUAUGAAGAAAUAGAACAACUAAUUCAGUACAUCUUCGAUUUUGAUGACGUUGAAUUAUAGUUUACUCUGGCGCUUAUCUGAAGCGCGCAUGUCUUUGAUAAAAUUCAAAUUUUGCUAUAUUUUUUUUAUCACCUAUCAUAAAAUACUAUCAGUCAUUUAAUUUAACUCAAGUUUUUAUAAUUUUUUUCACCUAUAAGUUUAUUAUUCUUCAUGCAUUAUUUAUAAAAAAUUCAUUUAUUUAUUACUAAUAUUAAUCAGUGCAUAAUAAAUAGAAAGUAUGAUCUGAAAUUAUAAAUAUUUCAGUCACAAGAAACAAAGAUUAUGAUAAAUUAGUAAAUUGACAU